Hibiscus syriacus is the source of this 1168-nucleotide messenger RNA. RefSeq names its product thymidine kinase a-like. Lineage: Eukaryota; Viridiplantae; Streptophyta; Magnoliopsida; Malvales; Malvaceae. Gene Ontology annotation, biological process: thymidine metabolic process. Bases 218 to 1057 code for a protein of 279 amino acids. The transcript is spliced from 4 exons. The record is from RefSeq and is a predicted model, not a curated record. Gene Ontology annotation, molecular function: thymidine kinase activity; ATP binding.
GGUAAUGGAUUUCACAAGGCUCCAUUGCCGCACAUCACAAUGCUUCAUUGCCGCGCAUCACAAGGCUAUGUUGCGUUGGUUAAACCCUAAUCUCUCUUCAUCCUCCUUAUCUUAAACCCUAAAAUCAGCAGAGCAGAGUGCAGCCUUCAACAUGCCGACUCCUUGAAUCCGGCCUCUCCAUCUUCGUCCCGAUUUUUAGUAAUCACUCAGAAAAUCAAUGCUACCCACCAUUUCAGGCAUGAAGUCCCUAAUUUCCCCUCCAUUUUCUCCUCUAUCUCUUCAUUUUCCCAAAACCAAACCUUUUGCUUUCUUCUCCUUGCCCUCCAAAAAACUCAAUCUCUCAAACCCUAGAUUCCUCCACAUAAACCCUUCGAUGCUUUCACCAACUUCUUCAACCCCAAGUCAACAAUCACAUCCAGAAACAACUCAAUCUUCUUCACCGUGUGGUGAGGUCCACGUCAUCGUCGGACCCAUGUUUGCUGGCAAGACAACAGCAUUGCUCCGCCGAAUCCAAGCUGAAAGCAGCAAUGGAAGAACUGUGGCUGUAAUAAAAUCAAUCAAGGACACAAGAUACGGAUUGGAUUCAAUUGUGACACAUGAUGGCAUGAAACUACCAUGUUGGCCAUUGACAAAUUUAUCCUCAUUCAGACAAAAAAUUGGCACUGAUGCUUAUGAUCAGCUGGAUGUCAUUGGCAUCGAUGAGGCUCAAUUCUUUGAAGACCUUUAUGACUUCUGCUGUGAAGCUGCUGAUCGUGAUGGAAAAACUGUUAUAGUUGCGGGGCUGGAUGGUGACUAUUUAAGAAGGAGCUUUGGAUCCGUGCUUGAUAUAAUUCCCCUGGCUAAUUCUGUGAUGAAGUUAACGGCUCGAUGUGAACUUUGCGGGAAACGAGCUUUCUUUACCUUAAGGAAGACAGAUGAGACACAAACAGAGUUGAUCGGCGGAGCUGAUGUAUACAUGCCGGUAUGUCGGCAGCAUUACAUAAGUGGGCAAGUAGUGAUUGAAACUGCAAGAAGUGUGUUGGAAUCCCAGAAGCUUCAAUGUGGCUCUUACAAAUAGUUCACAUUAUUAGACUAUAUAUGUAUUUGCUGUCAGUUAUGAAAUAUUGGAUUUGUGUUUGAUUGGCAAAAUUUAGAAUGUAAAAUGUAAUCAGAUUAAGAGGAAGUAUGG